This is a messenger RNA of Entamoeba invadens IP1, 861 nucleotides long. RefSeq lists its product as hypothetical. The record is from RefSeq and is a predicted model, not a curated record. Lineage: Eukaryota; Evosea; Mastigamoebida; Endamoebidae. The annotation marks the transcript as partial. The transcript has a single exon.
AUGAAACAGCUCCAUUCACGUAGAGGGAGCGCUGCAACAGCGUCUUCUUUUCCGGGAUAUAAACAAUCCUUUUUUAGUGUGAGGUCGUUUGAGGCAAACACUUUAUCUGAGCAUUGGGGUGUGGUGUGGGGGUCUUUUGAGAACGUCUUGAGGGAGAGCACUACUCAUAAUUACCUCAAAGAUGUUGUAUGGAAAACAGUCAUUAAAAUCCCUUUUCGAGACAAUUCACAUAUCUUUCUGUUCACUGUUGUGUCGUGCCCGGAAGAACAAAACAGAAGAGUUACUUUGAUGUAUGGCGACAAUACUUUUGACACAACCGUUUCGAAUAAAUUUCAAGCAUUUGGGAUGAACCAGUACUUCAAGUCUAUUCCAUUAAAACAGAACAUCUUGGUUGACUCGCCACCAGAAAUAAGAGUACAAACAACUCAUAUUCCUACUUACUACCAAUACGAAAUUGGAACAACUAUCAUACACGAUAAGGAAUAUGACAAAGUCAUCUUUGCGAUUCAUAUACCUUUCAUGGUGUCGGGUUCAAAUGACUACCCUGUUAUUAUUGUUACUAUUGGCGUUGAUCUUCCUAAAGGUGUUUGCAACCAAAUGAUCUUCAAAGAUUCGUUUUACGACUACGUCAAUCAAAUUUUCUUUCAGUUUCAGCUCGCAAAUGUGACAGAAGAGCCUGCAGAGGCGUGCCAAUAUUUGAAAUCGCGAGCGGAGGAAUUGAUGAGUAAAAUCGACGAGUUCAUCGACCAAUCGGAGAAGAAAAUGCGGUUCAAUUACCUUGAAAACUUUGUCGAUGGUUCUGUGUAUGAUAACAGCAAGUUCAUGUGUUGUUACUCUCUGGGUAUAUCCAACCUUUACACC